Messenger RNA from Lizanozyma spartinae, 666 nucleotides. RefSeq lists its product as uncharacterized. The record is from RefSeq and is a predicted model, not a curated record. Bases 1 to 666 code for a protein of 221 amino acids. The transcript has a single exon. Lineage: Eukaryota; Fungi; Ascomycota; Pichiomycetes; Serinales; Debaryomycetaceae.
AUGUCUCGUUUAUAUCCCUUUGGUAGUAAUCCAGGAAGCGGGAGAAACUCCAUCUACUCCCAAUCAGGAUACUAUAAUGCAGUCAAUAGUCGUCGUGGCAGUUAUACUCAUACACGAGAUGAAAGCCAAGUAUCAUAUGAUUUUGGAGCAGGCUCUAAAGAUAGAAGAGAAGGCACGGGGACUGUCACAGAUGAUGUGCUCAGUCUAACAAGUACGUUAGAUAGAAUACGAACAGCUAAACCGAAUGCCACAUAUGCUGAUAAUCUAUGGACACAAAUCGAUGUGUUGGAUGAUGUGAAACAUAUGAGUGACGAGGUUCGUAGUAAGGGCACUUUUUUCAAUGAUAAGUUCACCGAAGAGUUGGCUCAAUUAAAGAAGACCCAAAACAGGUUGAUAGAGACUAUGAUAGCCGAAAACGACAAGGGAAUAGAUUUGACAGGAAGUUCACGACCUGCAGGAGUUCCAGCCACUGGUGAUAUAAAUGCUGAUUCAGGAGAUAACAUAGAGGAUUUCUUUAAUGGUAAUUUACGUGAACAACAAGAGUUACUUCAUCGCCGACAUAACUUUGAUGGCAUUAAAAGGUUUGUGGACGAUGUAGAAGACCAUUUGGCCAGUGUGGGGAAGGCCAUGCGUGAAUUUGAUGACAGCACAAAAGAUCAUUGGUGA